This is a messenger RNA of Pomacea canaliculata, 2282 nucleotides long. RefSeq lists its product as uncharacterized. Bases 359 to 1468 code for a protein of 369 amino acids. The transcript is spliced from 3 exons. NCBI's taxonomy places the organism in Eukaryota, Metazoa, Mollusca, Gastropoda, Architaenioglossa, Ampullariidae. The record is from RefSeq and is a predicted model, not a curated record.
UCACAUCGCAUCGCGUACAUCAUCGUGAUGUCAAUAUCGAAUAUCGAUAGCUGAUCCAGCAACAGUUGAUAAAAAGGUUCCUGUUUACCAGUUAUCUUCAAGCAAGUGUAAUACACCCUACCUGGCCUACCAUAUCAACACAUCACACCUUGCAAUGUGUCAGCGAGUGACACUGAUCGCGCUCGCUUGCUCGCGCGGCCUUCGUCAUAGGGCACGUGGUGGGAUUGAGGGAGUGUCGCCACAACCAGUAGGACUCGAUUAGUGCGCGGCUACCGCUGGAUUGCAACAACAAUGUCGAGAGCCACGUGAUCCUACUGCCCUUGUCAUACCGUGUAACAGUUAAUAACGCAUCAGAUUCAUGCUUUUCGUCGUCAACAGCCAUCUACGUUUGAGAAUAGCUACCUGCAAUAAACCAGCCUCCGACAGACGAAAGCAGAUGAAAAUGAAACAGAUAACUUUAAUUGUUCUUGUUUACUUCGUACAUGUGCUCGAGGCGUACGGUGUUAACAUUCACAGGACGACACAAGCUCUCACACCUGAAUGUCUGCAACAUCUCCAACAAGGGGAGUGUCCUCUCAGACAUUUACCACAAGAUGAAGAGUACCGGGUCAAACUGAACCGCAUGUGCUGUAGCCAGUAUCCCGGGACAACGCUGCACUGCCAGCAAGGGACGGCUGACACAACUGUCACUGUGUUCCCGGCUUGCCUACCGAGAACGCGCGUGCCUAUGGGAAACUAUGGGGUUUUGGGAGAAAAAGGUGAUCCAGAAUUUGAAAUUCUCCCUUGCAAUAGGGAAAGUUACGAAAUGUCAGAUCGACAAUCAGACGAUCGUAAUAUAGAACAUUGCUCCCACCAAAAAACAAGGUGCAGUGGAGAAGGUCAGCGUCUGUUGUGUCGAGCAGGUCCCACCCGAGAUGAUCGCUGUGUGUGUGACGACGGGUACAGACCCCACCCUGACAACGCAGAUUGUCGGAAGGGCUAUUUCACAGACCUCAGCUGUAUAUGCAGACUGGACCCAUGUCCCUCGGGCAUGGCGAGGUAUAUUCCCAGACCACAAAACGACAGCUGUGACGACACUGAUAUUGAAGUGAAUUACACCUGUCGGUGGACUGGUGUACCCGGGGAGAAGUCAAGCGAUGAUGACAAACCGCAUUCUGCUGUCGACACCGGUCAGUUGCCAGCGAACACGACUGAGGGCAGUAGACAAAUGUCUGGCGGUGGUGUGUGUGUCGAGUAUUUCGGCAUUUGUUUAUCGGUCGUUAUACUUGUGGUCGCGGUGACUGCGCUAGCUACACUACUCUGUUACAUUAAACGGAAAAAGAUCCGCAGACUCUUUGAUGACACUCGGCGAAAAGUCUGCGAAAGAUUUUCGAGAUCAGACGCAAGAACGACAGCUAAUGAUGCUGCAGAGACCCCGGAUAGUGAAACAGAAAUGUCUUCAAUGGUUUCCAGUUCAUCAACACCAUGACAUGAUCGUUCACAUACAGACAGUGUCAAACAGAAGAUCCAAGGAGACGCUAAGAGUAAAUGUUGUAGGUCAUGAAAGCUGACCUAACCGUUGUUUUGUCGAGCGCCUGCUGAAUGUGCUGCCCAAAGGACUGCUGGGAUAUCACACAAGAUAAAAAUGGAAACGCUCUGACGUAUUCCUAAUUAUUCGAUGUGAACUAAAGACUUUAAUGCACAAAACAUUGACGUACCUUUGGAGAUGUGAUGACUUAAAGUAAUAUAUUGUAACAAUCGUUCAUGACAAAAACUACAUAUCAGCAUGUGUUAGCUUGUGAUGUGAAAUGUACUACAGAAGCUGAGUUGUGAUCUGAUGGCCAGGAAUCAAAGUAGACGUCAGUGCAUAUUUUUCUCCGCCAAUUCUCUGUGUCUCUCUCUCUGACUUUUUUGGGUGGGAGGUGGGGUUUUGUGUGUGUGUGUGUGUGUGUGAGAGAGAGAGAGAGAGACAGAGAGAGACAGAGGCAGAGAGAAAGAAUAUUGAAUGUGUGCCUGUGUUCGCGCAAGAAAAAGUGUGUCCGUGUGUAGGGGUGGGAAGGAGAGAAAGAUUGUAGAUUUCGUGAGAGAGAGAAACUGAUAGCCAAAGUAAGCUAUCGUUUGUAACAUUCUCAAUAACGCAGCACUGUCAAAUUUCCUAUGCUGGACCUUGUUAGUUUUUCCAAUUUGAUAUUAAAAAACUUUUAUUUGUAACAUCUUAUGUCUUUUUUUAUUUCUGCAACAGCUAAUUUUUACAACAGUUAUAUAUAACGUUUCGAUGUGUAUGUUACAGAUAAACUACGGUA